Macaca mulatta (Rhesus monkey) is the source of this 1572-nucleotide messenger RNA. RefSeq names its product SEC14 like lipid binding 6 (gene SEC14L6). Gene Ontology annotation, cellular component: cytoplasm. The record is from RefSeq and is a predicted model, not a curated record. Lineage: Eukaryota; Metazoa; Chordata; Mammalia; Primates; Cercopithecidae.
AUGGCUGCCAGCUGGGCAAAAGGCAGGCCACCUGGAGGGAGCCACAGAGCGGAGCCUGGACCCACUCACGGGCAGCCCAUCGCAGACCUGAGCCCAUCGCAGGAGAAGUCGCUGGCCCAGUUUCGGGAGAACAUCCAAGAUGUGCUAUCUGCCUUGCCCAAUCCUGAUGACUACUUCCUCCUGCGCUGGCUCCGAGCUUGGAGCUUUGACCUGCAGAAAUCAGAGGACAUGCUGCGGAAGCAUAUGGUCCGGAAGCAACAAGACCUGGCCAGCAUCCUUGCCUGGCAGCCCCCAGAGGUGGUCAGGCUGUACAACGCCAACGGCAUAGGCGGCCACGACGGUGAGGGCAGCCCUGUCUGGUACCACAUCAUGGGAAGCCUGGACCCCAAGGGCCUCUUGCUCUCGGCCUCCAAACAGGAGUUGCUCAGAGACAGCUUCCGGAGCUGUGAGCUGCUCCUGCGGGAGUGUAAGCUGCAGAGUCAGAAGCUGGGGAAGAAGGUGGAGAAAAUCAUAGCUGUUUUUGAUCUUGAGGGGCUGGGCCUGAGGCAUCUGUGGAAGCCAGGAAUAGAGCUUCUCCAGGAGUUUUUCUCAGCACUUGAGGCAAAUUACCCUGAGAUCUUGAAGAAUUUAAUUGUUGUGAGAGCCCCCAAGCUAUUCGCUGUAACCUUCAACCUGGUCAAGUCUUACAUGAGUGAAGAGACACGCAGGAAGGUGGUGAUUCUGGGAGACAACUGGAAGCAGGAGCUGACAAAAUUCAUCAGCCCCGACCAGCUGCCCAUGGAGUUUGGAAGGACCAUGACUGACCCCGAUGGCAACUCCAAGUGCCUGACCAAGAUCAACUACGGGGGUGAGGUGCCCAAGAGCUACUACUUGUGCAAUCAGGUGAGGCUGCAGUAUGAGCACACAGUGUCCAUGGGCUGUGGCUCCUCCCUGCAGGUGGAGAACGAGAUCCUGUUCCCGGGCUGUGUGCUCAGGUGGCAGUUCGCAUCGGAUGGCGGGGACGUCGGCUUUGGGGUUUUCCUGAAGACCAAGAUGGGGGAGCGGCAGAAGGCUAGGGAGAUGACGGAGGUGCUGCCCAGCCAGCGCUACAAUGCCCACCUGGUGCCCGAGGACGGGAGCAUCACCUGCCUCAAGGCCAGCAGCUAUGUCCUGAGGUUUGACAACACCUACAGCCUGGUUCAUUGUAAACGCAUCAGCUACACCGUGGAGGUACUGCUCCCAGACCAAACCGUCAUGGAGAAGAUGGAGAAAUUCUAGGUGAACUUCAUGGUCCCCACGCCCUCCUCUUUGAUCUCUGAAUCCACGAUGAGUUCACAGCCUUCCCUGGCCAGACCCUGUUCAACCUCUCAGGAACAGGGAUUCUACAACAGCGGGUCACAGCCUAUGCAUCACAGCUGGCCCACUCCUCAGGAAUGGCUGGGGCAGUGUCCCAAUGGUGGCCCGACGGUCACAGCAAAACAACACAGACACUCCAUCCCGACUAUGACCUGCUGUGACCUCAAGCUCAGCAAAAACCCCAGGCUUUUUUCUAUCAACCAAUAUCAAGAAAUAAAUUACUCUUCUAAAAUAUAG